Messenger RNA from Cheilinus undulatus (humphead wrasse), 4904 nucleotides. Its product is annotated as zinc finger protein 69-like. The record is from RefSeq and is a predicted model, not a curated record. The transcript is spliced from 2 exons. Gene Ontology annotation, cellular component: nucleus. NCBI's taxonomy places the organism in Eukaryota, Metazoa, Chordata, Actinopteri, Labriformes, Labridae. Bases 284 to 1633 code for a protein of 449 amino acids. Gene Ontology annotation, molecular function: RNA polymerase II cis-regulatory region sequence-specific DNA binding; DNA-binding transcription activator activity, RNA polymerase II-specific. Gene Ontology annotation, biological process: regulation of transcription by RNA polymerase II.
CCACAGAAGGAAGUGAAUUAUCUCACUCAGCCUGAGUAAAUGUGCGACAUUUAUCCGCUGUGUCUAACUAAAACAAGACAUAAACGGAUUUAAUCGCCAGAGCAUGUAUUUUUUUGAAUAUGAAUCAACAUUUGAGUGGAGUUUGAGCAAAGUUUCUGGAUAUUUCUCGUCUGAUUUGGCUCAUGUUAGCCAGGAGUGCUAAAUGACGUUAGCCUAGCCUAGCUGGACCUGGGCAGUCACGUUAGGUUUUAACAGAGAGGAGUUGUUUUGGAUUUAUCUAAACAUGUCUAAAGUCAAAAUGUUAAGAAGUGCUGUCAACCAGCGAUUGACUGCGGCUGUCGAUGAGAUAUUGGAGCUGUUUGAGAGGACGGCAACCCAGUACGAGGAGCAAAUAAGUCGAUUAAAAGGGGAAAACGAGCGUCAACAGAAACUUCUAGAUGCUGUUUUCAUUCCUGAGGUCCAGUUACACAGAGAAGAUGUCCAGCUGCAGUUGGUAAGAAAAGAUAUUUCCCCUCACCAACCAGAUUGGAGCCACAGUGUGGAUAAAGAAAAUCCAUCAGAACCAGUGGACAUUAAAGAGGAACAGGAGGAACCGUGGAUCAGUCAGGAGAGAGAGCAGCUUCAAGGAUUAGAGGAGGAUGAAGUCAACACUCUCACAUUCAGUCCUGUCCUUGAGGAGGAAGCUCAGUCUUCACAGCUUGAUGAACACCAAAGUGAAGGGAACAGAGACACAGAGCAUUUGAAAACAGAGGCUGAUGGAGAGGACUGUGGAGGAUCAGAACUGGAUGGAGACUUUGACCCAGACAGUCAUUUACAGCCAGUUUCUCCUGACAAGAUUUCUCUCUCCUCUAAAUGUGAGAAUGAGGGCUUUGGUUAUGAUUUGAAGGAAAUCAGUGAACCUCUGUCAAGUUUAAUCCCUCUACAAAACGACACACUACCUGUUUUUAAUACAGAGUGUAAAGCUGAAAAGACACCUGUGAGCUCCUCUGAUUGUGCUCCAAGUUUUGAACAAAAGAAGCAACCCCAGGACACAGAAACAAGCAGACCGUUUGGUUGUUCAGUUUGUGGUCGAAGAUACUCAAAUAAGAACUGUUUAUCAGCUCACAUGAUCCGUCACUCAGAGAGAAAUCGUUUCAGCUGCUCACUGUGUAAGAAAAGUUUUCCAUGGAGAGGAGAGCUUUUGAGACAUAUGAAAACCCACAUGAGAAGGAAACUCUACAUAUCAUCUGUCCAUGGUUCAAGGUUUCAAGAAAAGUCACAUCAAACAAAUGUCCAAGCUCCACCCGAUGAACCGAUGGUUAACUGUUCGAUCUGUAACGCAGGUUUCCCUUGCAGAUCUCAGCUGGAUAUACACAUGAGAACCCAUACUGGAGAGAGACCCUAUCAUUGUUCAGUUUGUGGAAGGACAUUCACUCAAAAAGGAAAUCUGAAACGCCACUCCACUGUCCAUACAGGAGAAAAACCCUUUAGCUGUGUGGUCUGUGGGAAAAGAUUUUCAUCAAAACAAGACAUAAAACGCCACCUGACUGUCCACACGGCACAGAAACAGUUCAGCUGCAGUGUUUGCGAUAAAAGAUUCACUUGGCUUCAAAGUCUGAAGAGACACAUUUGUCCAGGAUAUUGCUUGUCUUAAUAUGUGGUGAGACAAUAACAGUCACAUUUUUUUUAAGUUAUGUACUGUUGAAAAUUAGUGGGAAUGUAUGAUCUUGCAGCACUUGAUGGGAUUUUUUUAAGGGUUAUACAGAAGACGCAGCAUUUUGGUGAGCUAAAAAAGCAUUAUUAGGCUCAAGCAUCGUUAUUUUGAUAGAAGUCAAAUAACAUUUAAACAUAUCUGGUUUACUCAGGUUCAUCAAAAAUAAUCAAUUUAAAAAGCACUACAGUUUUUUUCCGUGUCUUCAUGCGGAUGGGCCUUACUUAGAGGGUGUUCUUACUUUACUGUCUUUAUCUUCAUAGUGUUUUCAUCUGUUAACUCGUAGUUUUCAUGUAUGGAAAUACCUUCUGCCAGUGAAGGAAAGCUUCCCUCUGCAGCACACUAAGGCUAAACAUAUACUGAACAUUUCUGGUCUAACUUCCCCUGAACAAUCAGAGCAGUGGGGCUCAGUUCAAGGCUUGUUGCAACUGGUAAUUUGUUCAAAAACUUGUCAGAUGUGUGGUGUUUAUGUUACAGUUAUCCUGCUCCUCAUUUAUAGGGAUGGAGGCAUAAACCCGGGUCCAUAAAACCCUGUUUGGCAUUGUUCAAAAUCCCAAAACUCGAUCACGUUUUAGCCUAAGGCCAGCUCAGACUGGAUGAAAUCAACCAGAUUUGGGCCUGAUUGCAACGGUGCAGCACAUUGUCAAAUGCCGAGCCUGAAUUUGAGCAUCGAGAACGACAAACACCCCUGUAUUGUGACAUGAUCAAUGACAUCAAAGAUGCCCCAAUACCAUGAUUCAACAAGACUUGUCAGAAUUCAUCUUGCAUCAUCAUUUAGUUUGACACCCUUACGUCAACAAUGUGUAUCCAGACCAACAGGAGAGUAUUUUCUCCCCAUCUUUGUUUUAUUAUUUAACAGACUGACAUUAUACAAGUCCCCACUUCACUCCCUCAGGGCAUUUAUGUGUACAUACAGUGAAGCUGUACGUAUUGGCAAGGUUAACGGGGCUAUUUUUCUUGACAUGAAAAGGUCAUAAUUGUAGUUGUUUCUUGUUUGUUGUUUUCUUUUCAGUGCAAAGGAAAAGUGGCAUUACAUGGAGCUCUUCUGUUGUAGUUCUGAUUCACUCCCUUUGACCCGCCUCCCUGACGUCUUGUGAACUUGCAUUCAGUCGCAGAGAUGGUGGUGACAUCAGCGUACAAUGAGAAGUCAGAUCAGCCUUGUAGUGUUGCCAGGCUAUCAACCAAGAUGUCACAAGAUUUAAGUUGUGUUGUCUGACAUGGUGCCAAGGUGAAAGGCCAUAAAAAUCAUGUAGUCUGAGCCGGCCUUUAGACUGCUAUAUUAGUCUCACAGGCUGUGACUUAAGGUUAUUUUUUGAUGUUUCUGGUGUAAAAACAUACAUCAGUUUUUGCAAGGGCAACAGAAGCUAAAAGCACAUCAAUAUUGUGCAUCAAAUCAAACCAAAAUGUGGUACCUUCAACUUUUGGCAUGACGAAAAAAGGACAAUCGAUUACUGUCAAUCAGAGCUCUUCUUAACCCUACUCUUUGAGCCAGAAUCUCCCUGAUCUUGCAUAGUAAUUAUCAAACAUGUUAAAAGUUUGACUCAAAAUCAGGCUGCCUCCACAAUAACUAAUAAGAGCAAGUAAACUAGGAGGCAGCUAAAUGCUACCUGCAACCUGCAAUGAAAAGAGUGUUUUUGUUAUUUUUUUUCUUAGCAAUCAGUGUCAUUAUUUAAUCAAAAGCAACUUAGUGAAUUGGUCAACAGACUGAAAUUUGUGUCAGACGGAGCAGGGGUCCCCUGCUCCUCCCUCAGAAAUGUCCAGAUGGUAUAGUCCAUCGCUGCGAAAUAAUGCAAGUAAAUUUAAUUCAAACACUGUAAAAAUAUUGCUCAUAAAUCCAGAAAUUAUGGUUAAAAAAUAAGUUUAAAUGCAUAGGUAUUUGUAAAAAUGACGCAACAUUUGUUGCAUGGCUAGCUGGUCAAGGGGUGUUCUGUCUAAUAUUCUUUCUGGGGGCCUAAAAUCCCUAUCUACGCCCCUGGUUACAAGCAACAAAAGCUUGGGCUGCAAAGUGUACAAGCCAAUACCGUCAUCUCAGCCAGGAUUUAAUCCAUGUUUUUUUUUCUUUUGCAAAACAGAACACAUGCCAGAUGUCCUCCAUGUUUGUUUUUCUUCUUUAAUCACUCAGAUUACUGUCAGAUCUUGUGUCUCUGGAUUCACCACUACAAAUGGCUGCUGUGCAAUCACACUUUGUUUUACUGUAUUGAUAACUUAAAGUUACACAAAUUAAUAAGGUUUGAACACUCAAAUACUGAAACUACUGUAGAAAUCUAAACCCUACUCCAACUAAACCAAUUAUCACUUUAACCAGAAAAAAUAACUCAAAGGGUAGGAAGGUUUACUCGAGUUCCCACUGUUUGCAUGAAAAUGCUGUAAGGGUGUUUAAAAUGUACACAUGCGGAGUGAGAAGGUUUGCUUUUUUUGCAUGAACUAAGUCUUCUUAUUCAUUGCAGUAAGAUCAGACUUUAGCAGUGUGUUUAUUGCUAAAACUGAGAUUUAUUAAACACUGUACAGGCUUCAGAUCUACCUCUUCUUUAAUGUUCCAUAAGAUUUGACAAGCUCAGUUGGCUUCCCACAUCCUGUGUAAUUCAACUUUUCUCCCUGUUUUUUGUUAAUAUUAAGCCAAGCAAUUGCAUGUUAAUCUCUAACAUACUUAAUAAGACAUAACCUUCACAUUUGGUUCUGCAAGAAUUAGUCUGUUGAGGAAUAAAAAAAAAAAGAAAUACAAAAAAGGUUGUUUUGACCAAUGCUAGGCCAGCUGUAAGAUAGAGUUUUCAUGUACUCAGAACGUGUUCUUAGGAUAACAGUUAUGAUGCCAGAAUUAUAAAGCAUCUGUAUAAUGAUGGAAACAGGAACAUUAACAUCUGCUUUAAUACCGUAGCAACAAAAAAGACAUCACAGGCACCCAAUAUUUUUUCUUUUUUUGUUUUCAGUUGCCAAUUAUGACAGGCAAGUUGGUGCCAAUAUGUUUGAGCAAUUCAGGUUGCAUGAGAGUAUCUCACUAUUUUUGAUGUAUCCAAUCCUCUCCUAAGCACCUGAAUUAAAUCUGGUGUUUGUAGAACUUAAGUACUUCUCAAUACUAUAUACAGUAUAAUUGAAAUAUAAGACCUGAGUGUUUUAAAGUAUCAAAAUAUCAGAAAUCUGAUGACCUUGGUUCUAAGUUUUUUUUUUUCACUUUAGCUGUUACACUGUAAACUUAAAAGAACUGUAUCAAUGCUAC